Galendromus occidentalis (western predatory mite) is the source of this 1434-nucleotide messenger RNA. Its product is annotated as Adenosylhomocysteinase like 1. The coding region runs from base 1 to 1434 and encodes 477 amino acids. The transcript has 9 exons. Gene Ontology annotation, biological process: L-methionine cycle. The record is from RefSeq and is a predicted model, not a curated record. Gene Ontology annotation, cellular component: cytosol. Lineage: Eukaryota; Metazoa; Arthropoda; Arachnida; Mesostigmata; Phytoseiidae.
AUGUCGUUGCCGGUCGCCAAAGACCCAAUGGCCCGAAGGAGGAGCAGCGCAACUUCAACAUGCUCUUCGUCAUCAUAUACCGACACGAGUUCGGAUGACGAAGGAGUCUCGCCCCGGGAGAAAGUUCAAAAGUCUUCGAAAGGCUUUACCGAUUUCUGCGUCAAGAACAUCGGCCAGGCCAGCUUCGGACGUCGGGAGAUCGAGAUUGCCGAACAAGAGAUGCCCGGAAUCAUCGCACUGCGUAAGCGUGCCGAAGCGGAUAAACCCCUAGAGAGAGCGAAAAUCGUCGGUUGUACUCACAUCAACGCCCAGACUGCGGUGUUAAUCGAAACGCUCGUAGCCCUGGGAGCAAGCGUUCGUUGGGCUCCUUGCAACAUUUAUUCUACGCAGAAUGAGGUGGCGGCCGCCUUGGCGGAGGUCGGCAUCCCAGUGUUCGCGUGGAAAGGCGAAACCGAGGACGAUUUCUGGUGGUGCAUCGAUCGCUGCGUCCAAGCCGACGGUUGGCAGCCCAACAUGAUACUCGACGAUGGAGGAGACGCGACCCAUCUGAUGUUGAAGAAGUAUCCAGCUACCUUCAACCUGAUCAAAGGAAUCGUAGAAGAGAGCGUGACCGGCGUUCACCGCCUCUAUCAACUGGCGAAGGCUGGAAAGUUGAGCGUGCCAGCCAUGAACGUGAAUGAUUCGGUUACGAAGACCAAGUUCGACAAUCUGUAUUCGUGUAGAGAGUCCAUUCUCGACGCUUUGAAACGCUCGACCGACGUUAUGUUCGGCGGUAAACAAGCUCUUGUGUGCGGCUACGGUGAAGUCGGCAAAGGUUGCUGUUCCGCCCUCAAGGGAAUGGGCUCCGUCGUCUACGUUACUGAAAUCGACCCCAUUUGCGCACUGCAAGCCUGCAUGGAUGGCUUCCGUGUUGUGAAGAUGAACGAGGUGAUCCGCAACGUCGACAUCCUCGUUACAGCAACCGGAAAUAAGAAUGUGGUCACUCGCGAGCAUAUGGACAAAUUGAAGAAUGGAUGUAUCGUGUGUAACAUGGGUCAUUCGAACACGGAAAUAGACGUUCAAAGUCUUCGAAGUCCCGAGCUCAACUGGGAGAAAGUUCGGUCGCAAGUGGAUCACGUCAUCUGGCCCGAUGGAAAACGUAUCGUUCUGCUCGCCGAGGGCCGCCUGGUCAACCUGUCCUGUUCGUCGAUACCGUCGUUCGUGGUGUCCAUCACCGCGGCUACCCAGGCGCUAGCCCUUAUCGAGCUGUUCAAUGCAUCGCCCGGACGCUACAAGUCCGACGUUUACUUGCUACCGAAAAAGAUGGACGAAUACGUCGCUUCUCUGCAUCUCCCAACGUUCGACGCCCACCUCACCGAGCUUACGGACGAGCAGGCCAAGUACAUGGGGCUCAACAAAGCUGGACCCUUUAAGCCGAACUACUAUAGAUAUUAG